Stegodyphus dumicola is the source of this 1174-nucleotide messenger RNA. RefSeq names its product WD repeat-containing protein 89. Gene Ontology annotation, molecular function: protein binding. Lineage: Eukaryota; Metazoa; Arthropoda; Arachnida; Araneae; Eresidae. The record is from RefSeq and is a predicted model, not a curated record.
UUGACAUAAUGGCAACUUAUUUGCCGUAUCCCUUCUUGUAAACAAAAAGCGCGUGGUGGCAAGAGCACAUGUUGAAAUUUGAAAUUUUGAACAUUUGUUUGAACGUGUAAUAAAAUAUGAAUUCUAUUAUUCCUAAUGGUAAUGCAAAAUGUGAAUUGUUAUCGAAACAGCAUGUGACAGAUGAAUAUAUAUUACAGUGUGUUGUAAAUAACCAUGAACAAGUCAAGCUGGCUCUUGUGAUAUCUAAUAAUGAUAUUAUGUUGCUUGAUAGCGUAAGUAAUGCUGCCCCGACUUGUUUAAAGGGUCAUCAAAAAACAAUUACAGAUAUUAAAUUUAGCCAUGAAGACCCACAUAUGCUUUUUUCAAGUUCUCUAGAUGGGAGAAUUUUUAUAUGGGACACAAGAAGUAAAAAUGAUCCAGUUCAGACAUUUUACGAUGAUACUGAUACGAUAUUGAAACCUCUUUCUUGUUUUGAUUUCAACUUGAAUGAAAAUUAUGUAUGUGCUGGAACUGAACUAGUUAGAGAAGAUGCAUUUCUUAUUUUUUGGGAUCGUAGAACAUCAAAAAAUCUUGGUGGCUACUGGAAUUGUCAUUUUGACGAUAUUACUCAGGUUCAGUUUCAUCCUACACAUAACACUGGUAUGGCUUCAUCAUCAGUAGAUGGUCUAAUUAAUGUAUUUGACCUUAUGGGCUGUUCAGAGGAAGAUGCAUUAUUGUCUACCCUUAACAUUGGUUCUUCUGUAAUCAGAUUUUCUUGGUGUAAAGAAAACCUUUGUUGUACAACUGGAAAUGAAGAAUUUCAGCUUUGGUCUGUGAACGAACCAUCUCCAUAUCUCUCUGCUACCAGGGACGAACUUUCACAAUUAUCUCAGUACAAAGCUGAUUAUCUAAUUGACAGUUUUAUGGUAGAAAACUCCUUGUAUGUUGCUUCUGGUUCUAAUCAGGGAGUUGUUUAUUUGUAUAGUGCUGAAACAAAGAAACUACAGCUUUCUUGUGAAUUACAAAAUGGUCAUAGUGAUGUUGUUCGAUCAAUAUUCUAUAGUGAAAAGGGAAAAUUUAUUGCAACAGGAGGUGAAGAUGGUGUUGUCUCUUUAUGGAGUCAUUUUUGAUCAUAUUUAUUUCUUCUAUAACUUGUGUAUAUAUAGAUAAAAUAAAAGUGAAUAUUUUAAUUGAA